Podarcis lilfordi (Lilford's wall lizard) is the source of this 321-nucleotide messenger RNA. NCBI's taxonomy places the organism in Eukaryota, Metazoa, Chordata, Lepidosauria, Squamata, Lacertidae. The record is from the annotation of a GenBank genome assembly.
AUGGACAAGAAAAUCAACCCACAAGGCAAGAAACGGCUAGAGUGGGUUUACUCACAUGAUCUUUAUAUCCUGCAUGGGAGUCCUGUCAAUGUUUUAUAUGGACAGAUCAGAUUGUUACAUAAAAGGAGGGGAAGUGUGAUUGACUACAUCAUAGUGUCACCAUCUCUUUUCCACUCAGUGAAUUCUUUUGAGGUGCUCGAGAGAGCAGAAAGCAACCAUUUCCCAUUAUUAGUUAAAAUCUACCCCCUGUUAGAAUCUCUCUCUUCCCCCCCCCCCAGCCAACAGAUACUUCCAGAGAGCUUGUGGGUGCAAAAAAGUUGA